AUGGAACGGCUCUUCGGCGAACAAUGGAAAGCCCUCGGUAUCUACGAUGCCGUCCUACUCUCGUCAAUGGAUGUCGUUCUCGACAAUGAGCUUCUCCUGGCCGCCUUGUGCUUUUGGUGCUCGGCCACCAACACCCUGGUUCUUCCUCUUGGUCCCAUCGGUCCCACCAUCCUUGAUGUCACCGCCAUUCUGGGGACUUCGGCAACCGGGAUCCCUAUCGACGCGGCCCUCUCUGGGCACCCGUCGAAUAUUGAUCUGAAGACGUUUUUUGAUCGACGAGCUUUCGAGGCCUUGAACCGUAGUCGGCAUUCGAGAAAAACGGAGGCUGUUGCCGCGGCCACGGUCGAGAAAAAAUCGGCCGUGGUUAAAAGGGAUAAGGCUGCUGGUCGGGCCGUGCUGACCAAACGACCUCGCCAAGAGGCCGAGCCGGUCGUCGAACCUCCGCCGCCUGCCAAGCGGGUAAAACAGCUGGCAAAGAAAGGCGCACGGGAGAUCCACGUCAUCUCCAGUCAAACUACAGAGGCAACGACUCCCAGUGUUUCCCCUUCUCCUGCCGUUGUUCAACCCUCGGUCGAGAAACAGCCCGCCCCGGCCGCAGCGACAGUUCGGACGCAGCCUAUCUCUGGGACUGGUACACCAGUUGUGCCUCCCUCCAUCGAGGAAACACCCGUUCCAAAAAAGGUGGUUUCUGCGACCGAGGGUACAACUCCUGGAAAUCCAAAACCCUCGGUCUUCAUUCUGGAAGAGAGUGAGGGGAGCGACGAGGUCCCACUGGCAGAUCGUCCUCACUCUCGUCGGCAACCUCUCCCAAGGUCCAAGAUGGUGGUUCAAGCCGGCCCCUCCACGGCUGAUCGUGGCAAGCGCCCGGUCGAGGAACCGACGGCGGUGGCCGAACCCCUCGCUCAUUCUCAGGACCAGGAUGUCCCUACCUCAUCCGAAACGGCGGUUCCGGUCGACCCAUCUGCAGCCGACCGUGGCAAACGCCCGCUCGAGGAACCCGAGGCAACGACGGAAUCGCCUGCUUCAUGGGAGGUCGAAUUCAAAGCCCUCAUCUCCAGCACAACUGCAAAGUCCGGUCCUUCGGCUGCUACAACUGAAGCUGCCGAUCCAAGCGCCCUAACCCAGUUGCGAGAAGUCCUGUCGCUUUCAACAUCGCAAGUACUUGAGCGCAACGGUCUUGAUCUGCUUGGCACCGCUUUAAAGGCCGAACAGGAUCUGCAAGCCGCCACGGCCGUGCAAGACACCCUUCGUCCGAAAAUCGACGAUCUACGGGCAAAAUGA
This is a messenger RNA of Malus domestica (apple), 1281 nucleotides long. Lineage: Eukaryota; Viridiplantae; Streptophyta; Magnoliopsida; Rosales; Rosaceae. The record is from RefSeq and is a predicted model, not a curated record.